CCUCAGAGUUGCUGGAUUAUUGCAGCCAGGCCCGGAGGAGACCCAGUUCUCAUUUUGAAAUCAGCUUGAAGAGCUCUUAAUCCGAGCGAGGUCGAGUUGGAGCGGGAGAGGCCUUGAAGUGUGCUGGUGGUUAUAGAUCCGGAGAGAUAAGGCUUGGACUUGGCUGGUGUCCGGAGGUGGGGGACAUUUCUUUCUGACCUUGCUGUAACCUCAGGGCCCAGUGCUUGAGUGGGGCGCCAGGUGUCUGCAAAGAUAGUUCUAGCAACUGUGGAGAUCCAGUCUUAGCCCUGCGGCUGGAAUUUCCAGGGAGGAGGGAUUUAAAAAGUUUUCUCAGAGUGGGCAGUAGACCUCAGUUGGAUUUUUCUUUUUGUCGUUAGAAAGUAGAAUAAUUGCUUUUCUUCCUUAGCGCUGGAGUCUGCUUCGGGAAGUGAGCUUUGAAUAGAGGAUGGAGUUCAUAAACACUCUUCUCUCCCUUAGACCCAGAAGGCAGUCGUCCACAGAAAGUGAAAGUGGGGGAGUGCGGUAAGGGAAGGGCCAGGCCUACUGCUACAGCCCUGGUUCCUGACUUCUGGCCUGCCCUGGAACCCUGUGCCCUGGCCUCCCAGGAUUGCCUUGUCUACUUCCUGGUUUGCAGUGGGAGAGGUCUGGGAGGGGGGAAUGUUUGGUACAAGAUUGUAACAGCUGUGUUGCAUGGUGUCCAACUGCUGGGUGGAGAAGAGCCCAUAGUUCCUGGAUCCACAGGGUGCUAGGGGCGGGUUUGGAGCUCUUACUCUUUCCCCUGCCACAGCUGCAGCUGGGAACUCGUGAAGCCACCCUGCAUGUCUCAUAUUUGGAAGCAGUUGGCUGAGUAACCAGGCUGAGCUGUGGGGUGCCCCCUCUUGCCUCCUGGGCUGGCCCAUCAGGUUGCAGGCAGGUCCCAUGUACCUGUGCCACGAAGCUGGUAUCUAGUUGAGGCUUUUUCCUUCCUUCACCUUAAGUUGUGGUGGAAAGCAGCAUUCCUCCUGCAAGAGUCUUGGAGAAUUGGGUCCCACCCACCUGAGGCUUUGCAGAAGAGAUCAAGUGCUGUAGGUAUAGCUGGGCGCCGGUGUGUUUGUGCAAGGUUUUGCCACAGUCUUGCCCCCACCCUGUGUAUUUGUGACCACUGCUGCCAGUGGGGAAUCCAGCCAUGUCAGGGCCCUUCUUAAGAGAAGGCAUUCCAUUUUGGGUGGCUCACAAGUUGAUGGUUUCUGUGUAAGCCUCUUGGCCAGUUUAGAUCCGAGUUUGCAUGGAGCUGUGGGGACCUGCUUGCCAGCAGCUGUGUGUGUGGCCAGGGCUUUGGCUCCGUUGUUUCAGUGCGUUGACCAUGUGUUCAUUUGAGGGAAUCAGUUCUCACUGCACCUCCUCUGUGUGGCCUUGAUAAUCUCCAAAAGCGCCUCACCAUCACAGGCCCCUGAGUUCUGCAGAGUCCGUUAGAAGCUAAUGAGGUGUUGGAGGCUUUCUCCAGCUGCUUGGAAAGUGUCACAAGGGCACAGUGAUGUCCGAGUGUCCUGAUCAGGUGUCUCCCCAGAGUUGGAAGUUGGGGUUCCUGACUAGUGUCUUGGCAUUUCUGGAAGAGACAUCCAGACACAGUGUGACCUGCAGAGGAGAAUCCUGGUGCCUGGGAAAGAGCGGACAUCCACAUCACAGGUGUUGCUUGGUUGGGCCCAGAAAUGGGAUGCCGAGCCUCCUCGGGGAGCACCGCAGACACAAGGGCCUCUCUGAGCCACUGCUGUGACGGCAAGUGAGCAAGCUGCCAGAGAAUGUCCACGACCACAGCGGCUGCCCCCGCGGGGAUCCCAGCGGCCCCGGGCCCUGUGAACCCGCCUCCACCCGAGGUCUCCAACCCCAGCAAGCCAGGCCGCAAGACCAACCAGCUACAGUACAUGCAGAACGUGGUAGUGAAGACGCUCUGGAAGCAUCAGUUUGCCUGGCCCUUCUACCAACCCGUGGACGCAAUCAAGCUGAACCUGCCUGAUUAUCAUAAAAUAAUAAAAAAUCCAAUGGAUAUGGGGACUAUUAAGAAGAGACUGGAGAAUAAUUAUUACUGGAGUGCCAGUGAAUGUAUGCAGGAUUUCAACACCAUGUUUACAAAUUGUUACAUUUACAACAAGCCCACAGAUGACAUAGUGCUAAUGGCCCAGGCCUUAGAGAAAAUCUUUCUGCAGAAAGUGGCUCAGAUGCCCCAGGAGGAAGUCGAAUUGUUACCCCCUGCUCCGAAGGGCAAAGGCCGGAAGCCGGCUGCAGGAACCCAGAGUGCAGGUACGCAGCAAGUGGCGGCCGUGUCCUCGGUCUCCCCAGCGGCCCCCUUCCAGAACAUGCCCCCCACUGUCUCCCAGACGCCUGUCAUUGCUGCCACCCCUGUACCAACCAUCACCGCAAACAUUACGUCGGUCCCUGUUCCCCCGGCUGCCGCACCACCUCCUCCCGCAACACCCAUCGUCCCUGUGGUCCCUCCCACGCCGCCUGUUGUCAAGAAAAAGGGCGUGAAGCGGAAAGCAGACACAACCACACCCACAACAUCUGCCAUCACUGCCAGCCGGAGCGAGUCGCCCCCACCAUUAUCGGAGCCCAAGCAGGCCAAGGUUGUAGCCCGACGGGAGAGUGGGGGCCGGCCCAUCAAGCCACCCAAGAAAGACCUGGAGGACGGCGAGGUGCCACAGCACGCGGGCAAGAAGGGCAAGCUGUCAGAGCACCUGCGACAUUGUGACAGCAUUCUCAGGGAAAUGCUGUCCAAGAAGCAUGCUGCCUAUGCCUGGCCUUUCUAUAAGCCUGUGGAUGCAGAGGCGCUGGAGCUGCACGAUUACCAUGACAUCAUCAAACACCCCAUGGACCUCAGCACCGUUAAAAGGAAGAUGGACAGCCGUGAGUACCCAGAUGCACAGGGCUUUGCUGCUGACAUCCGGUUAAUGUUCUCCAACUGUUACAAGUACAACCCUCCAGACCAUGAGGUGGUGGCCAUGGCCAGGAAGCUCCAGGAUGUGUUUGAGAUGAGGUUUGCCAAGAUGCCUGAUGAACCUGUGGAGGCACCCGCACUACCUGCACCCGCAGCCCCCAUGGUAAGCAAGGGUGCCGAGAGCAGUCGCAGCAGUGAGGAGAGUUCUUCAGACUCAGGCAGCUCAGACUCGGAGGAGGAGCGGGCUACAAGGCUGGCAGAGCUGCAGGAGCAGCUGAAGGCCGUGCAUGAGCAGCUGGCCGCCCUGUCUCAGGCCCCAGUGAACAAACCAAAGAAGAAGAAAGAGAAGAAGGAGAAGGAGAAGAAGAAGAAAGACAAGGAUAAGGACAAGGACAAGGAAAAGCACAGGGCAAAGUCUGAGGAGGAGAAGAAAGCCAAGGUGGCCCCACCUGCCAAGCAGGCCCAGCAAAAGAAGCCUCCUACCAAGAAGGCCAACAGCACGACUGCAGCCAGCAGACAGCUGAAGAAGGGUGGCAAGCAGGCAUCUGCGUCCUACGACUCAGAGGAGGAGGAGGAGGGCCUGCCCAUGAGUUACGACGAGAAGCGCCAGCUCAGCCUGGACAUCAACCGGCUGCCUGGGGAGAAGCUGGGCCGCGUGGUGCAUAUCAUCCAGUCCCGGGAGCCCUCGCUCAGGGACUCCAACCCUGAUGAGAUCGAGAUUGACUUUGAGACUCUGAAACCCACCACCUUGCGGGAACUGGAGAGAUACGUCAAGUCUUGUUUACAGAAAAAGCAGAGGAAACCAUUCUCCACAAGCGGGAAGAAGCAGGCAGCCAAGUCGAAGGAGGAGCUAGCUCAGGAAAAGAAGAAGGAGCUGGAGAAGCGGCUGCAGGACGUCAGUGGGCAGCUGAACAGCAAGAAGCCCACCAAGAAAGAGAAAUCUGGCUCAGCACCCUCUGGGGGGCCAUCGAGGCUCAGCAGCAGCAGCUCCUCCGAGUCCGCAAGUAGCAGCUCCAGUGGGUCCAGCUCUGACAGCAGUGACUCCGAGUGAACUUGGACUCAAGCAGAGCAGGACAAACAGUGCCGCCCUUGCUGAAACUCCGCAGUGUCCCCUUCUUUGGUUAAUAUACUACUUUUGUUCCAUGGUGUGCAGGUUUUCUUUUACUCAGUGUUACGAUCUCUUCCAGCUGCGCUUCAGUAGGCCGGAGAGCCGUGUGUGCAUCCGACUUGAGGAGAAGGAGGAGCUCUGCGACGGGUCGCUCAGAUGCUGACCUGACACCCACAGGGCCCCCUGCGAGCCCCAGUCCCAGGACCUGUGGAAUCCCUCUUCUCGUGCCCAGCCUGGUCUAUAACUUGGAAGGAAGCUUUUCAAGGAUAUUUCUCUGAAAUGGGUACUGUGUUUGAAAGCCGUUAGAACAUUAACCAGCAGGUGGAGUGUUUGCCGUUUGGGUCCUGACCCUCUCGUGUCUGACGCGGCCACCUUUGCAGGGGCUUUGGACGGAUGUCCCCCUUCCCAUGAGAACCAGUCGGGGCCUCAGCAGAGGGGCCAGAACGUUAGGCUUUUGGG
Molecule: messenger RNA, 4478 nt
Organism: Castor canadensis (American beaver)
Lineage: Eukaryota; Metazoa; Chordata; Mammalia; Rodentia; Castoridae
Source: RefSeq, a predicted model, not a curated record